Molecule: messenger RNA, 5490 nt
Organism: Rhopalosiphum maidis (corn leaf aphid)
Lineage: Eukaryota; Metazoa; Arthropoda; Insecta; Hemiptera; Aphididae
Product: adenylate kinase 9-like
Exons: 4
Coding region: 1-5490 (1829 amino acids)
Biological process (GO): CDP biosynthetic process; UDP biosynthetic process
Cellular component (GO): nucleus; cytoplasm
Molecular function (GO): ATP binding; UMP kinase activity; oxidoreductase activity
Source: RefSeq, a predicted model, not a curated record
AUGUCGGCGGACACGUUCGUAUGGCUGUCGCCGAUUCCCCAGCUCGGCGCGGGCGACUACAAACGCGAGCGGACGGUCGAUGACGAAGAGUGGUACCCGCGGGUGGUGUCGACCUACGGACUGACCGAGAGGGUCCACUGGUCUCGACGUCUGGAGGCAGACGCCGACCACCGGUCCGGACAGCCGCCGGCCACCGCCGUCCGGUGGACGCGGCCGGUGCGGUCGGCGGGUCGCGACUAUUACGGGAGCGAGGACGUGGACCGUGCGUUUUUGCAGCGGAAACCGAUUUCGUUCGCGAUAUUCGGCAAACCCGGUUUAGCGGACGACCGGUUGGCCGCCAUGUUGUCCACGUACUGGGGAUGCGUCCACGUGUCCGCGGCCAUCGGGCUGCUGGCCGCCAGCCACCGGCCGGAAGACCAAAUCGGUUUGGCGUUGCGACGCGGCGAAGCGGUAAACGCUGCGAGUGCCUCCGCGUCGCUCAUUGAGCUUUUGAGAAUCCGUGGGGCCGACGUACAAGAACGGGGUUACGUGCUUACCGGCUUGCCCAGACACGAUCCUGGACUGAGUGCGUGUGAACAAAUGAAUGCGGUGUUCACUACGAAUCCACCAGACGUAUUGAUUUAUAUGAGCUGUCGUAAUCAGGAUUUAAUCCAUAUACAUAACGGAUUGACUUUAGAAUCCACGGAACACGAACGUCUUACGCAAACACUACAUUUGAACAACACAGAAUACAAUCAUAUGCGCGUACGUUGGUACAAUAAGUCGUUGAUAAGCAAGAAAAUGAUUGAACUGGAUCUUAAAGAUUACGAAAAUUAUUCGCUAAAAGUAAUAGACGAAAUAGUCAAGCAGUUCGAUCCUACAUGCGUGAUAACCGUGGACGGCAGAAAACCAGUGAACGAAUUAUUCGAAACGAUUAAAUCGAAAUUAAUGACAAUGCCGUUACAUUAUACGGUGUUACCGGAAAUGGUGGAGAUCCAAGCGAAAUCUGAUUUGUCGGAAGACUACACAUAUAGUGGUUCUGAGUUUGAGUUCGAAUCGGAAUCGAACGAGGUGGAAACGGUGAUAAGCAGUAUGGAGCGCGCUAGUGAUACGACUCAAAUACGUAACGAAAACGAACAACGUAAAGAGCGAUUACGUAUGACGUCGGAAUUCGGUCGUCUGUGUCCUGUAAACUUUUCUAACGGUCGAUUCAUAUUGGGCAGCGACCGUUAUUGCAUAAAGUUUAUGGGGAAACUGUACUACUUCGCUGGACCUGAUGAGAUGCAAACGUUUGGUAAACACCCGAGACAAUUUUUGAAAAUUCCUACACACGGGCUACCUAUUAGGGCCAUGUUUUACGGUCCCAAGACGUUGACGAACCAAGCUACAAAGGCUGUACGUAAUUUAUUCGGUUAUAACAUAAUAGACGUUGGACAUAUAAUACAGAUACACGAAGAAGACGUAAAAUACGAUUUUUCGUCUGCGAUCGUCGAUUCUAUACUAAAAACUGCACAAGAGGUCAUAAGACCCAAAGAAAUUCAAACUAAUGACAUCGACAUCAUGCGAAACGCAAUUGCUGAGUGGACACGCCUGCGGUUUGGUGUUGUCGUUGGAUCUGAUUUGGGUAGCGUUGAAGACAACGGAAGUGAAUACGAAACGAAUGAAGAUUUCUCAAAUCAAAAAAAUCAAGAUGUGGACGAAUAUAUUAAAAAAAAGCAACUAAUUAACUUCUUUGAAUCAUAUGAUAUAGAUUUCUUAGAUGAUUUAUAUGUAUGUAUUCGUGCAUACAAUGAACCAGAAAGACUAAAAAAAUAUUUCCAAAAUAUGUCAAUAAAAAAUAGAAAGAUUUUUAGGCGAAGCUUCAUUAAAAGCAAAAAAAUUAUUGAACCUGAAUUAAUAAAUGUUAUUGUUGAUAUCGUACAAAUAAAAAACGAACAAAACCAAAAUUGGAUUAUAGUAAACGCACCAUUAGAGUUUGGAUUAGUGAAAAAAUUAAUCGAUGUAAACCUUAAUCCAAUCCAGAUGGUAUUUUUUCAUGACUCUGAUCCAAUGCACAAUAUUUUAUUAUCAAAUGAAGAAAUGAACAAUAGCUAUCGAAAUAACUAUAUUGAAAUCUUAGAUAAUGUGAAAAAUGGAAUGAGGCAUGGAACGACAGUAGAAAAAAUUAAAUAUCCAGAUUUUGUCAACAAAAUUGAAAACUCGUUAUAUAUUUCUCAAAAUAAAGAUGAUUUUUUUGAAGGCGAAGUUGAAACUGCAGAAUACGAAGAACAUAAACACAUUAACAUCAUAAGUCACGAUCACUUAAUGGGAAUAAUAGUUCCAGUAAUAACUGAGCGAUUAAAUCAAUAUACAGAAAAUCUUCUCGUACAAUGGCAUACUUUAAAAACUAAUAUUUCUAAAGAAAUAAACCAAUAUAUGGAUUUUAAUAUCAUUGUAUGCAAACCCGACUCAACAUAUAAUUUGCUGACAAUUUUAAUCGAAGACACUAUAUACUAUCUAAAGAAGUUUUUGACAGAUAAUGUAAGCGAUGUAUCCACAUCAGAUAUCAAUAAUACUGUACCUACUAGGGGAAAAUAUGAUGGUGAUACUUCCAUUUAUUGUCCCGUAAAGUUUUCAAAUGGUAAACUCUCUAUUGGAUCUACAAAACACAUGGCAGUUUAUCAUAAUAGGUAUUAUUAUAUGAGCUCGUCCAACGACUUCAAAACGUUUUUUUCUAAUCCUGAUAGAUAUACAUUGUUUACUAGUGUUCCAAAAAUUUAUCCUAAACCUAAGAUAUCUUUACUUUUUUCAUUUGGUCUCUGUUCAAUAGAUUUUAUUAACGAAAUAUUAGAUAAAUUUGAUUUAACUCUUGUAGACUCGUAUAAAGUAUUUAAAAACAACGUUUUACCAAAUAAUAUACCAAUGGUGGGUAAAAUGUACGAGGAACCGACGCUUAAGAAGAUUGUGGAUAAAUAUUUUAUUUCUGAAAAACAAAAGGUUUAUAUUAAUAGCUUGAGAAAGUAUAUGGAUAAAGAAAGUGCUUACUUAAAUGACGAGGAUUGGUUAAAAAUGAAUUCGGUUUUUUUUCAAACCAACGAAGGAAUAUGUUAUAAAAAUUAUCCUAAAAAUUUGACAGAGCUAAAGUAUUUAAAAGAAAAUGAAAUAAAUCCUGAUGUUAUUAUUGAAGUAAUUUCUGAAAAACACAUUGAAAAAGAACACGCCAAAACAUCAGUCAUUCAAAAUUGGUUAAAUUAUCAAUAUAUAUUGAUCGACAAGGUCAUUGCGCGGGAUAAUGAGACAAGACGAAAUUCUAUUAAAAACAGAUCGAUAUUGUUUAAGCAAAAACUAGCGGAGGUCAUAAAACAAAAAGAAAUUCACAGAAUAAAAAUGCGUUUAAAGCGUGCAAUCACAAUGGUUGUAGCGGAAACCGUAGCAGAAGGACCGGGCGCUGUGAAAUCCAUAUGUGAUACUCAACAAUCGGACAAGUCUUAUCACAUGUCUACACUGUCCUCCAUAUCGGAUUUAUUGGCCAGGUACUCUGAACUAACGUUGAAACAAAAAAAAAUUAUCAUUGACUACAGAUUGGACGUAAGCGAUUUCCUAGAUUUGGAUGAAUUCGAAACGUUGGACGAAAUCGACGAGAUGGUUAACAAAAAAUUUCCAGACGAUAAGUAUUUGAUAUCCCAAUGUUUUUCUGACAGUUUUGAAUUUCCACCAGACACCAUGAUUCAGCAAUACUUGGACAUGGAGAAGGACACGCUUACAGCAAUGAGAGAGUUUGCCGAAAAGUCCAACAUCCCGUGGAUAACCGUAUCAGGUCCAGAUUCUCGGUCGGCUGCGCUCAGUGACAUCACCGAGGUGUUAGCGGCAAACGUCGACGCGCCGUUCGAGACGACGUACGACGUGGACUUGGAGACUUCGGAGAACAUGUUGCGCGCGGGCGAAGUGCACCUUAGCCGAUUCGGUCGGUGGUGUCCGGUGCAGGCGGCCCGCGGUUCGACCGAUCCGGUCAUCCGACGGUUCUGUCCGGACACGGAGAACGUUCACCCGGUGGUGCACCGCAAGUACGUGUACUACGUGGCCGGUGGGCCAGAGAACAGGGACGAGUUCGCGCGGCAGCCGCUGAAAUACGCGCUCGGACCGUCGAAAAUUCCGCCACCGCCGGGUUUCGCACUGAAGAUCGCUGUGGUCGGGCCUCCCGGAAGCGGGAAGUCGCGUUGCGCGCAAGAACUGUGCUCGCGGUACGGGCUGCAACUGAUCCGUAUCGAGGACGCUGUCGACGCGUAUCUUACGGAGUAUCGGUGGACGGACGUUGCAAAAACCGCCGUGGGCACGCUACGCCGGGGAGACGCAUUGUCCGAAGACGCAGUUGCGGAAGCGGUGGUCACGGCCACGUUUGGUGGUCAGGCCAUUACGUGGGGUUACGUGAUCGACGGGUACCCGGUGACCGAGAAGCAGUUCAAACUGCUGGACGCGGCCGGUGUCAUGCUGCACGCGGUAUUCGUUCUGCCAGAGGACGGCGGUCGACCGGACGAGGACACGGCGCUGUGGCGGCUCAGACGUGACGCCUGGACGGAAGCGUUCGUCGGCCUGCAGUGGAUUUCAGACCGGUACGGGAACGCUUCCGGUUUUGCGUCCACCGACAUUGACGGGAUGGUCGCGGCCGCUUCGGCGUGCGUCCGAUCGGUGCUCGCGUACCGAACGGAUGUCCGCGUCAACCGCCCGUGCCGGCUGUCUGGCGUGCCGCUCACAAGCCGCGAGUGCCGAUACAACCUCAGCACGUACUUGGACAUGUGUCCGGUGUGCAGGGUGAACGGGGACCGCAUAAACCAGCCCAGCGACUUGGCGGCCAUGAGGCGAUCCGCCGUACAGUACCGGUCGUACAUCUACUGGACGUGCGGUCCGGAACACGAGGCUUCGUUCAUGGGCGAUCCGGACCGGUACGCGGACGCGGCGCCGAUUUCACCGGACCCGCAUCCGGUGGCCACCACGGACCGCCAAUUGUCCCGGAACCCGUUCUUCCGGUGCAAGCUCUCGUCCGAGUAUUGUGUGGUGUGCGCGCUGUCGUGCCUGUGGUACCCGACGUACAAGCGCGGCCUUCCCGAGUUGAUGGUCGCCUACCGUAAUCGCGCGUACACAUUCUGCUCGUCCCAAUGCCAACGUAUGUUUUCGCAGCGGCCGACGCUGUACGCGGAGUACACGAUGCUCGUCAGAGGCCCAGACCGGCCGCUGUCGACGCCGCCCCGACCCUGGGACCGGGAGCAGAUCGACGGCCUACCUGUGCUCGGCUACCUGGAACAGACCGUGGCCGCGGGAGUCAGUUCGGCGCUAGCCGGACUUACGGCCAUGAAGCCCGUGUACCCGGGCCUGACGGCCACGGUCUCGGCCAUGGUGUAUUUAGGCCUACACAUCGGCAGGAACGGCGGCGGAGACAACGACGUAGCCGAAUACUAUCGCGAAGCAUUCAAACAGUUUGUCGACACCUGUCACAGUUUCAAAAUCGAGGCGUUCAAAUUGAGAUCGCUGAUGUGA